Molecule: messenger RNA, 3689 nt
Organism: Syngnathus acus (greater pipefish)
Lineage: Eukaryota; Metazoa; Chordata; Actinopteri; Syngnathiformes; Syngnathidae
Gene: nfkb1
Product: nuclear factor of kappa light polypeptide gene enhancer in B-cells 1
Exons: 23
Coding region: 307-3009 (900 amino acids)
Biological process (GO): regulation of transcription by RNA polymerase II; cellular response to stress; response to cytokine
Cellular component (GO): cytoplasm
Molecular function (GO): RNA polymerase II cis-regulatory region sequence-specific DNA binding; DNA-binding transcription factor activity, RNA polymerase II-specific; protein binding
Source: RefSeq, a predicted model, not a curated record
UGAAUCUUUGCAGCGCGUCACGGGGAAUUUCCCGACGGGAAGCAAGUCAAACUUUAGUACCUAGAAUUUCUAUUGGCGUUUUUGUUUUGUUAUGUUUUUCUAAUGAGGAACCAGUUAAGCAAGUGUGUUCAUGCUGGUGGACAUUUGUACAUUGAUUCCCCCGUGCUUUCCGUGCCUUUGAGCGACAUGACGUCACGACGGCUUGUGACUGCAAUGGCGGCGCCGCGCGUGUCAAUCAAGGCGUCAAUUUGACAUAAAUACUAAGGAGCGAGUGAGGCCACUUCACCUGCAAGCUUUUCAGGCGCCAUGGCAGGAGAUGAGCACUUCCUUCCUGUUGGCGGUCAGAUCCUGGACGCGCUGAUGAUUGACCCUUCGUGGGACGUCCCACAAUUCCCUACGCUGCAGUCCCACCCGGCGUCCUCCAGGAUAGGGGACGGUCCCUUCCUGCAUAUUCUGGAGGAGCCCAAACAGCGAGGCUUUCGCUUUCGUUACGGCUGCGAGGGUCCGUCUCACGGCGGCCUGCCCGGAGCCUCCAGCGAGAAGAACAAGAAGACGUAUCCUACUGUCAAGAUCUGUAACUACCAGGGUCCGGCCCGCGUGGUGGUCCAGCUGGUGACGGCGCUGACGCCUCUUCCCCGAUUGCACGCACACAGUCUGGUGGGAAAGCAGUGUGACAAGGGCAUCUGCAUCCUGGACGUGCCCCCAAAAGAUGACAGCAUCACCUUCCCCAAUUUGGGAAUCCAGCACGUGACAAAGAAAAACGUGGCCAAGACGUUAGAGGAGCGCAUGUGCGAGGCUGUCCGCAUGGGCUACAACUUCGGAGUCUCCAUUCACCCUGAGGUCGACACCCCGCGUGCCGACAUUAACGUGCCCCGACAGCUCUCCGAGCAGCAGCGCGGCGCCAUUUGCGGCGCGUCGUGUGCGCAGGCCAAAGAGAUGGACCUCAGCGUGGUGCGCCUCAUGUUCACCGCUUUUCUCCCCGACAGCGAUGGCGGCUUCACCAGACCGCUGCACCCUGUCCUCUCACACCCCAUCUACGACAGCAAGGCUCCAAACGCGUCCAACCUCAAGAUCGUGCGGAUGGACCGGACGGCUGGCUGCGUGAGCGGCGGAGAGGAAGUCUACCUUCUGUGUGACAAAGUCCAGAAAGACGACAUCCAGGUGCGCUUCUUCGAGGAAGACGACUCGGGUGUCACCUGGGAAGCUUUGGGAGAUUUCUCCCCAACGGACGUGCACAGACAGUUUGCCAUCGUGUUUAAGACGCCCAAGUACCAUGACCAGAACCUGCAGAAGCCCACCCAGGUCUUUGUGCAGCUCAAGAGAAAGUCGGACAGCGAGACGAGCGAGCCCAAGCCCUUCACGUACCACCCUCAGAUUCUCGACAAAGAGGAAGUGCAGAGGAAGCGUCAGAAGACGUUGCCCAACUUCCAGGACUUCAGCGGUCUCGGCGGCGGAGGAGGCGGCGGCGGCGGCGGCGGUCUGUACCGAGGAGGCCCGGGAGCAGGCGGGGAACCGGGCUCUGCAGGAGGAGGUUACUUCCAUGGUUUGUCCGCCUUCAACUAUGGGAGAGGAGCUGGAGGCGGAGCUUGUCCCACAGGAUACGCGACGGGUCUAGAAGGAGGUGGAGUCAAACACGAAAAUACUCCUGGCUAUGACGACGACACAGACUCGGAUUCCGAUGACGACUCAGCAGCGUGCACUGUGGCGCUUCCGCCACGGCAACAGGAUGUUCAGCAAGAAGACGAGGACGAGGAUAUCGAUAGGCAAGCGUCAGCCGUCUUCCUGUACGCUGCCACGGGCGAUGCCGCGUACCUGCUUGCUGGGCAGCAUCCCCUGUUGGCGGCGCAGGACGACGAGGGAGACACGGGACUCCAUCUGGCCGUCCUCCACGGCCAGCAGGGGGCGUUGGACAGUCUGACGCGGGUGCUGGCAGUGCGGCCGCCCGGGGACCGAAUUGUCGACAUGAGAAACCAUCUCUACCAGACUCCUCUGCACCUGGCGGUGACAACGCAGCAGCCAUCCGCAGCGCAGGCGCUGCUGGCGGCCGGGGCUGACCCCACGCUGGGUGAUCGCCACGGCGACACGCCGCUGCACCUGGCGGCGCGACAGGGGGGGGCCAUGGUGCGCUUGCUCUUAGGUCAUCACGCUGUCAGAUGGAGCGUAGAUACUUGCAACGCUGCCGGCUUGUGUGCCAUCCACUUGUCUGUGGCCUCCAAUCAGCUGCGAUCGCUUCGGGAGCUCUUGGAGGGGGGUGCCGACGUGGAGGCUCAGGAGCGGAGCAGCGGGAGGACGGCCCUGCAUCUCGCCACCGAAGCCGACAACGUGUCGCUCGCCGGCUGCCUGCUGCUGGAGGGCAACGCCAAGGUGGACUGUUGCACCUUUGACGGUUCCACCCCCCUGCACGUGGCCGCCGGGCGGGGUUCCGUCAAACUGACGGCGCUACUCAUGGCGGCAGGUGCGGACCCUCACAGGGAGAAUCUGGAGCCACUUUUCUACAAGGAUGAUGACGACGACGAUGACGAGGGCUGCGUUCCCGGCACCAGCCCCAUUAACUUGGCUGCCUCUGAGCAGGUGUUGGAGCUUCUCAGUGGUAGCGAAUACCGUCCCAAAUGUCCCAGUGUGGUUCUCCCGCCUCAGGGCGACCUUCAGAGUCUGGAUGCCUCGGUGAAAACGAGGCUGUGUAACGCCGUGAUGAGCGAAGCGCUCUGGGAGAGGCUGGCCGACGCUCUCGGGCUGGGAAUACUCAAGGCCGCCUUCAGACUUAGCUCGGACCCGGUCAAGACGCUCGUCGAUUCCUACGAGGUGUCUGGCGGUACUGUGCGAGACCUUGAGGCUGCUCUCAGAUCAGUUGGUUCAGGCAAAGCACUGAGCGUCCUGGAGGAGGCGCUGUGUUACCAAGAUGACAAGCGUGACCCGACAACGGGUGGCGAUGACAUGAUGUGCGCUCAGCUGGAGAACCUCAAGGUGGACGGCGUGUGCGAUAGCGGGGUGGAGCUUUCUGUGGCGUGAGUGUUAGAUUGGUUGCCAGAAGACUGGCAGAUGCUCACAGACCCUGACCUCUGUCAACCCCCCCCCACCCCCUAACUGCAAAGACCAAUCUUGGGGCAGGAAGUAAAACUUGCUCGAGAAGUCAAAGCGCACACACACAUAUACACUCCACUCCGGGAGCAGUCAACAUGUUCUGAGUUGUGGACAACUUUGGAUUGGACAGCUACGCACACAUCACGUAGGAACUUUUCUCUUCCGCACGCCUGAACAGGAAGUCACCUGGCACACUCCUUCAAAUGCAAACUCCAUCCGUCACACGCUCGGAAAGUGAAGCUCUCAGUGCUCCAUCACGAAAAAUAUGUACAUAAAAUGCUCCUGAAACAUGGUGGGAUCUUCAUCCAACGCACAACAGUCGACAUACAUGACCUGACUGGUGUCCUUCAGGUGGUUUCCUCUUACCUCGGCCAGCUUCUGUCAGGCUUUGUAGGAUGAACACAUUCUCAAGUUUUCCUGCAAAGUGCCUCAAACUUUUUUUUUUUGUGUCAGUGCAUCCAGGCCCAGAGGAAGCAAAAGUGCCCUGAACUAUGAUUCGUCCUCCACCACUGGGUUUGGGAGGUUUCUUUUCCAAAUGUGUUGCUAGUUACUGAUUGAAGAUUUAUAGUUGGUAAUCCAAAUACCAUAAAAGUAACAAUUUGCAGUUA